AAAGAAUUGUCCAAAGUCCCUGUACUGUAAUACAGGGAGUCAAACUCAUGAAUCCCAUCCUGUUUAGCUCACUUAGCAUGCUUUUAUGAGUGAGGAGUUUGGCCAGCCAAUGGUUUGUCUGUAUUAUGUAGGUUCUGUCAUGGUUGGAGAAGAAUGUCAAAGUUGUUAUAGAAAGAGUGAGCAAUGGGGACCCUCUUGUCAAGCAGUGCUCUGAAAAGAGACUGAGGUGCUAUGUUGGUACUCCAAAAAACAUUUAUCGUCAUGUUGUCCUCUCAGACCUCGAAUCAGUGAGCACUUCACUGCCACAAGAAAUUACAAGAACCUCAAUAAUGAUGUAUGACCCCCUACCACCCGAGGACAGCACUCGGGGCUACAAGUGUCCUUCAAAAAAGAGAUGUAAUCCGUUAGAAAAUGAUGAGAGUCAUCCGUUGGCAUUAUUUUUAAGAUCUUUAUUACCAAGUUUUAACAUGGAGGCCCCAGCUCCAAGACAGAGAGUUGCUGGUAUACCUGAACAAGAGGCUGAGGAAGUACCAGCAGGAGGAGCUAUUGGAGGUGGUGCAGGUAGAGAAAGACUUGAAGAAGCCAUUGGACAAUUGACAGACUCAGUUAGGACACUCCUGGAGACUAUCAGACUUGCUAUUAACAGAGAGGGAGGAGGAGAGAGUGAUCAAGAGAAUAGUGACAAUGAUAUCGAUUGAUUGAUUUAUAAUA
Messenger RNA from Amphimedon queenslandica, 711 nucleotides. RefSeq lists its product as uncharacterized. The record is from RefSeq and is a predicted model, not a curated record. The transcript has 5 exons. Lineage: Eukaryota; Metazoa; Porifera; Demospongiae; Haplosclerida; Niphatidae. Bases 330 to 698 code for a protein of 122 amino acids.